UGACGUCACUACUUAGCACGUAAACAAAGAGCUAGAGACGGCUGAUCAAGUAAACAAGAAAGCUCUUGUCUCUGACGCGACGUACACGACUGGCCGGCUGUCCGAUACACACGCGCGCUAUGGGAAAGAGAAAGUUUCAAGACUUUAUAUCUGACGAGUGCCACCGUCGCUAUAGUUGUGUUCACUGCCGGGCCCACCUCGCCAGCCAUGACGAGCUUAUAUCUAAGUCCUUUCAAGGCAGCCAGGGAAAGGCUUAUCUCUUCAAUAAAGUUGUGAACAUUGCCUGUGGUAGACCAGAGGAAAGGUUUCUCUUGACUGGACUUCAUGCUGUGGCAGACAUCUACUGCAGCUCUUGCAAGACAACUCUGGGGUGGAAAUAUGAGGUUGCGUUUGAAGCUAGUCAAAAGUACAAAGAAGGAAAGUUCAUUAUCGAACUGGCACACAUGGUCAAGGAAAAUGGAUGGAACUAAAAACUGUUUGUAUAUAAUACACUCCACUCAUCACCAUGCCCCUCACAGUAAUGGUCUUCAUUCACUAUAAUAUAAUUACUUGUUUUAUCAGUUUCAAUUUGUGUUCCAUUCAUCAUCAAUGCUUCCAAUAAUUGUGUUCACAUAAUAAUUAACAUAAUAAUUACAAUGACAUUUCAA
Molecule: messenger RNA, 647 nt
Organism: Halichondria panicea
Lineage: Eukaryota; Metazoa; Porifera; Demospongiae; Suberitida; Halichondriidae
Product: protein yippee-like 3
Exons: 4
Coding region: 120-470 (116 amino acids)
Source: RefSeq, a predicted model, not a curated record